This is a messenger RNA of Colletes gigas, 5014 nucleotides long. It is a transcript of the gene MED14, whose product is annotated as mediator of RNA polymerase II transcription subunit 14. Gene Ontology annotation, cellular component: core mediator complex; mediator complex. The record is from RefSeq and is a predicted model, not a curated record. Gene Ontology annotation, molecular function: transcription coregulator activity. Bases 141 to 4748 code for a protein of 1535 amino acids. The transcript has 19 exons. Gene Ontology annotation, biological process: regulation of transcription by RNA polymerase II. NCBI's taxonomy places the organism in Eukaryota, Metazoa, Arthropoda, Insecta, Hymenoptera, Colletidae.
UAUCUAUCUAUCUUUUCUAAGUUCUUGAUUUGUUUGAAACAGAUAUAUGCUAUCACUUAUGUACUAUCGCGUUGUUUAGUGUCCGACAUUGGAUAAUAAAUAUUAGAAUUUUAGAUACGUUAAUUAAAAUAAGGCACAAAAUGGCUCCAGUGCCUUUAGAGGGUCAUCAAACUCCAGUUACCAACAAUAUACCGCAAGAAGGAAACCGCGGUGGUUCUAUUUCCCUUGGAAUGCUUAUUGAUUUUAUCAUACAACGCACUUAUCACGAACUUACAGUUUUAGCUGAAUUAUUACCUAGGAAAACGGACAUGGAACGUAAAAUAGAGAUAUAUAACUUCUCUGCUAGAACUAGACAAUUAUACGUACGAUUACUAGCAUUGGUUAAAUGGGCCAACAGUGCUUCUAAAGUUGACAAAUCUGCGCACAUAAUGGCCUUCUUGGAUAAACAAUCGCUACUUUUUGUCGAUACGGCCGAUAUGCUUGCACGAAUGGCUCGAGAAACAUUAGUACAUGCUAGGUUGCCUAAUUUCCACAUUCCUGCCGCGGUGGAAGUUUUGACAACUGGAACGUACAGUCGUUUGCCGGCAUGCAUAAGAGAAAGAAUUGUUCCUCCAGAUCCAAUCACGCCUGCGGAGAAAAGAAGUACGCUUCAGAGACUAAAUCAAGUCAUUCAACACAGAUUAGUAACUGGAAAUCUGCUUCCACAGAUGCGUAACUUGAAGAUCGAAGCAGGAAGAGUAACGUUUCUUGUGGAGCAGGAGUUUUCAGUGUCGCUUACGGUUAUGGGAGAUGGACCGACCGUACCCUGGAGAUUGCUUGAAUUGGAAAUUUUGGUUUCAGACAGAGAAACAGGAGACGGCAAAGCUUUAGUGCAUCCGUUGCAAACGCGCUACGUCCAUCAAGUGGUUCAAUCGAGGUUGGCAGAGAGUUCAAAUCCGUUAUCCGAAGUUUAUCACAUAUUGCAUUAUUUCUGUCAGUCCCUUCAACUGGAAGUACUUUAUUCCCAAACACUGCGAUUAAUAAGAGACAGGCUGGAUGAUCACAUUCACGUGGACGAAUAUACACCGGGGAAAUGUCUUUCUGUAUCGUACUGGAGAGAACUGACUAACAAAGAUCCUCGAUCGGAAUUGGGAUACAAGCUGACGGUACAGGUGGAUCAACACGAUCCAGCUAGAUCUCUUGCGAUAGUACACGUUCCAUCGUUAGGCAACAAGGAAAGUGAAAUAGCGGACAGAGCAAUCAGGUCCGACCAGUUAUCGAUGGAAUGUUUGUUAGUGCAUACAAUUUAUAUACGCACCAGAAGUAGGUUAUUAGAUUUAAAACAAGAGUUACAGACAAUGUUAAAAGACGUCGAGUGCACUUUGGCCGGAUCGCCUGCAAUUCUCUCCGUUCCAAUUUUGCAACCUUGUUUGAGAGCGGAACAUCUUCUAGUUACCGUCGAUACUCAUACAGGAAUGUUGCAAUGCCAUGUACCUCAGUACAAGGCACCUUUGGUUCCCGAAUUAACUGCUGCCUUAAACGGCGACCACUCACGUCUUUCAUCUUUGAUAUCGGAGCUCAGAUUUUGGAUAACGCAAAGAAGGUGUGAGAAAACGCUACAGCACCUUCCAGCGACUUCCCACGAACGUUUGCCGGUUCUCCAUCACCCGGAUCAUCCUAUGUCUAAAAUCAGUAGACACCGUAUGUUCGUUCAGCUCCAUCGUCAUCCUACUGUGAUCUUGAUAGUGGCGUUUAAAGAGAAGGAGACGUCGUCGUGCGAGAUCGAAUGCUCGUUUCAUCUCGCGGUGGUGAAGCACAGUUCCGUAGAGGACGAUCCACACGAUGACAGUAUCGAAACUGAAAUACCAAAAAUGUAUUUGAAAGUUCAGAGUCUGAUCGAAUUCGACACUUUUGUGAUAACCCAUGGUCCUUUUACCAGCGUCGAUAGCGAAGCUACAGAAGCAAGCAGCGUGAAACGCAGAAGCACCGGGCCCAGCGGGAGGACCGACACCAGCGCCACCUUGCAGAACAGAAGGUCCAAGCAGCCCGCGUACUUUAUUCCAGAGCUGGCGCACGUGGUUGCCCUUUGCGACGAAAGGAUACCUUUCGUAACGCUGGCGCAAGAAUUAACCAGAAGGGACAUAGCUCAUCAAGGGCUUCAAGUGGAAGCAAAUGCUACCGCAUUAGUUUUGAAACUGGUUCAGUUACCUAUGCCCUCUGGCGUUACAAAUUCCGACUGUGCGUGGUACGCGCUUCUUAAAAGAUUGCUGAGCGUUUCGAUCAGAGUCCAGGGUAAAGGUAUGGCCAAAACGUGGAUGGCCGAGUUCGUGUUUUACAGCAGCCCUCUAUCCAGCAGUCACCCAAAAGAACAAGGGCUACGCAGACCUGUAUAUUUCCAAUACGAAAUGGGAACAGCGGAUACCGUGUCACGCACGGUAGACGCGUUGCUCAACGAUUGGGCGCAAAUUGUACACCUCUAUUCCAUAAUACACGAUUUGGCAGAAUACUACAAGAUGGAAAAAUACAGUCUGCGUAAUAUGAUCAGCGUGAAGUCAUAUAACUAUAGUAAAUUAGUCUUAACUUAUGGUCCAAAUCGGGGAGCCACCGUUACCGUACAAUGGAACACGAUCGAUAAAACGUUCAAGUUAAUCUUUGGGAAAAGUCCAACGAGCACUACGAUUAACGCUCAUUCGAUAAUGAAGGAACAACUCGAGGCUCAUUUGAACAGACACAGAAAUCUAGCACAACUUACACACAUUCUUCACGAAACGUUUCAUCCUCUUACGUCGAUCAGUAAACUGCCAACUAUUCCACAGCUUUGCGUGUACAAUUCGCGACCUCAAGUACCGGUACAAACCUUUACCAUCAUGCCGCAAUGCGUGACUCUAGUUAGAAUUGCGUAUCAGGGUAUGUACUGUUUGGAACUACGUUUACGCGGAGGUGGUUUAGUGAGUUUGAGAGACGGAGCGUACAGUCGCUUCGAUAGAAGCUACGUCGUAGAUGAAUUUACCCCGACGCAAGGUCUUAAGGCAUUUUUGUCGAAAUACGUGGACGAGAGCGCGGUGUUCCGUAGAAGAUCUCAAUCGGAGGACGACAAUCCUCCAUCCCCUGUAACAAUGGACAGCGACGGUGGCAGCGGUAGUGGAAAUGUAGGUUUCCUGAGCCAUCAUAGAAGUGGACCACAAUCGCCUGCUCAACAAAGGGAUGGCUUGAGAUUUCAUCCACCCCUUACGCCACCUUCUGGCAGCAAUCCUCAUACUCCAGCCAGCCCACACACUACCAAUAUAUCGCAGACGAACCAACAUCAGAGCUUUGGAAGCAGCCCAGCCACUUCUUUCAAUCUGGCUUCGCCGCCGUCUCUUCCACCUAAUACACCUAACAUGCUGCCACAUCCUUCGCCGAGUUCCGGUUUGGUUGCCAAUAGCCCUCUGAAUCCAAUGCACGUUCCUAGCCCGGCUGGCCUGAUGCCCACUUCAUCGCCUGGUCCUUGCAGCAAUGUUCAAGUGGGGCACUCGCCUGCAGGAUCUUUUAUGCAGACAGGGCACAUAGACGGGAGCCCGUUCCCGUCUUCGCAGAGUAUGGCUUCACCAGCGGCAUCUAAUUGGCCAGGAUCCCCCAAUGUACCUAGACCAUCUCCAGCACGUCCAGCACAGAGUCCAGGACACGCUGCUCUACACAGCCCUCAAGCUUCCGAUCACAAGGCAGGAACACACAUUUCAAGAGUGCUUCCACAACGUUCCUGGGCGGGUGCUGUACCCACGCUGCUUACCCACGAAGCUUUGGAACUGCUUUGUUGCCCCUCCCCGCACCCUUCCGGUCUCUCCGGACCAGAUCUUUCUCCGUUGGAAAGAUUCUUAGGGUGCAUCUAUCUACGUAGACAAUUUCAACGAUUCAUACAAACCGAUGAUUGCCUAACUGCGAUCAACAGUACCGAGCCAGGAGUUGUGCAAUUUAAGGUAGAAAGCUUGCAGUGCCGAGUUGGUUUAAAUCCACAGCAUUUGCAGUCUCUUCAUAUAAAAGUACAACCUCUUCCCGAGCAUAAGGAUCAAUGGACGCUCGAGGAGUUACAAAUUAUAGAGAAAUUCUUUGACACGAAAGCAGCAGCUCCGCCGUACAAACCAAACACGCUCUCCGGUUUUGGCAGGAUGUUGAAUGUUCCUUUUAACGUCCUGAAAGAUUUCGUACAAAUUAUGAGAUUAGAACUAGUACCUGGGUUAGUGCAGCAUCAGACACUUAAGUGGAAUGUACAAUGGUGUUUGAGGAUUCCUCCUUCCGGCACUCCGAUCGUACCCACUGGCAUGGCGGCCGUGCUUGUGUGCAGAAAUAAAAUUCUUUUUUUCUUGCAAAUAACGAGGAUCGGAUUACCAUAUCAGGGGGAGACACCCUCUCUGGUUUUACCAUUAGUUUACGACGUUAGCACAAAUUUAACGCAAUUGGCGGAGAAACGUGAUCCUAGUCCAGCAUCCGCGAUGGCCGCCGCAUCCCUUCAAUUAAAGAGAUUUGCCGAGUACAGUGCAAAUCAAUCCGAGUGUUCACUUUUCCCUGCUGUUCUAGAUUUGUUAUCUAAUUUGACUCUACCGUCAGAGCCACCGGUUAUGCCUCAGGUGGUUCCGUCGCCAGCUAGCGGACAGGUAACGCCGACACAGCAAAUUCAAAGCCCCGCGAUGCAGUUACAUUCUCCUAUGGCUGGAAACCAGGGCCCCGCGCAAGGCCCAUACGGGAUCCAAAGUAUGCCACAGAUGGGAAUAAUGGGUGGACCGCCUCAAUAGGAUAUGCUUUACUCUCCGAAUCCCCUCUGUUUGUCAACUCCGUCGACCUGGAUCAACUGAGUCGCAUCGCAACGUCCAUUUUAUAUCUCUUUGUUUAUUCAAUGGACCGUUCUGGGGAAUUUCAGGAGAGUCGUCUUGUAAAAAUGUUUGCUUUGCAAAGAAAUCUAGCUAUGAACAUUACGUCUGUAAAAACUUCAAACUAAAAUUUUGUUUAUACAAAUUUGUACACAUCACAGAAACAGUGUUAUACGAUAAUUUAAGAAUAG